AUGCGUAAAUACACACGUUUUGAUGACGUAGAUGGUGAAGUAAACGGAGACGACCAAGAUGAAUAUCUGACAGAGUUCGAGUGGGUUGACUGGAAUGAUUACAGAUUAAUGCAAGAAGACGCCAACAGGACUGGAUUAGGCGAACAUGGAGAUGCUGUAGAUUUGGGGAAGAUUAAAAAGUUGGACGAGAAUGAAACGAAACUAAACGCUAAAUAUAAAUACAAUGUUGUAUUGGGUGAUAUGAUCUCACUGGAGAGGUCUAUAGGAGACCUCAGGACAGCAGCUUGCAAGAAACAAAAGUUUAUCAAAAACAUUCCACGCAACUCUGUCAGCAUUAUCUCUGUGUUUUAUAACGAAAGAUUAUCGACCCUACUUAGAACACUACACAGUAUCUCUAAAAGGUCUCCUGCUUCAUUACUGAGAGAGGUCGUUCUUGUGGAUGAUACUAGCAGUGACGAAGAACUCAAGAAACCGCUUGACGAUUACGUCAGAACACAUUUCCCAAAGGUGAAGGUCGUUAGAAAUCAACACAGGGCUGGUUUGAUACAAAGUCGGAUGAUCGGAGCAGACGCCUCAACGGGCAGGUAUCUCGUUUUUUUGGACUCUCAUAUGGAGGUCAACUACAACUACCUGCCCCCUCUGAUAGAGCCAAUGGUUUUCAACUUUAGAGCCAUCGUAUGUCCCAUGGUGGACUUUAUCAACGCGGACACGCUGCGAGUGGACGGAUUGACCACCAGAGUCCGCAGUGGUUUCGACUGGAGUCUGUCGUACAAGAGAAUACCGCUGAUAAAAAUGGACGACACAACCCCUCAUCCAACCCCAACAAUGGUGGGAUGCGCAUUCGCCAUCUCGCGCAAGUGGUGGGAUGAAAUAGGGAAAUACGACCCCGGGUUGCAGAUUUGGGGCGCGGAGCAGUACGAGAUCUCGUUUAAGUCCUGGAUGUGUGGCGGAAGUGUGGUGGAUGCGCCGUGCUCGAGAAUCGCGCAUCUCUUCCGGCCACUUCCUUACGUACAUGACGUUGUUGCAGACGAUAUUAUUGAAAAGAACUUGCUACGUCUGGCGUCUGUCUGGAUGGACGGGUACAAAGAAGUCGUCAUGGCUCUACGGCCGAGGAUGAAGAACAUUGACCCAGGAAACCUAACGAGUCAAUUUGAAAUUCGCGAAAAGUUAAAGUGUAAAUCUUUUCAGUGGUUUCUAGAAGAAGUGGCACCAGACAUCCCUCAAUACUACCCUGUUGUCACUCCACCUUCUGUAGCGUACGGGAAAAUCCGAAGUAACAAAAAUAGCUCAUUGUGUAUUCAAACAAAAGACGACUAUUUAUAUUUGGUCAGCUGUGAAGACCAAUCAGUCACCACUUAUAAUUUUGACUGGAGGUACCACAUUGUAAGCGGCAAAUGUUUUUCUAACCCCGGUUCAGAGUUCAUUUACAUGUUUGAGUGUUUGGACUUUGAAGACAGAUACACUGAGCUUUUUGCAUUUAAUCGUCACAAUGGGCGCAUCGCCAAUUUGCAGACUCGAUUAUGUUUGGAUUUUGAUAUCGAUACUCUCAAAAUGAAGAUGAAACCAUGUGACGAUACUUCACUUACCCAAAGCUGGACACUGGAAAAUGUCAAUACGACCCUUGCUGACCAAUUCUGGGCUAGAUACCAGGCGGUCAGCUAUCUUUACAAGUAA
Messenger RNA from Physella acuta, 1674 nucleotides. Its product is annotated as polypeptide N-acetylgalactosaminyltransferase 10-like. Gene Ontology annotation, molecular function: polypeptide N-acetylgalactosaminyltransferase activity. Lineage: Eukaryota; Metazoa; Mollusca; Gastropoda; Physidae. Gene Ontology annotation, cellular component: Golgi apparatus. The record is from RefSeq and is a predicted model, not a curated record. Gene Ontology annotation, biological process: protein O-linked glycosylation.